Molecule: messenger RNA, 702 nt
Organism: Rotaria sp. Silwood2
Lineage: Eukaryota; Metazoa; Rotifera; Eurotatoria; Philodinida; Philodinidae
Source: the annotation of a GenBank genome assembly
AUGUUAGAUAAACAGCAAAUAAAAGAAGAAAGUGUGUCUAAGGAAGAAGAAAAACGAUUGAAAUCCGAACGUAAACUAGCGGAAAAAUUAACAUGUGGUGUGACAAAACAACAUGUCAUUGAAGAUAAUAUUUCUCUGGGCUAUCUGUUAUUGAUCAAACAUGAUAGCUACGACCGUUUAUGGCCUGAAAUUAUUUUGGAAUUCAUUUUCUAUGAUGCAUACGUUGCAGAAUUACAAAAGUUGGGUAGAGAGAAAUUAGAUUUUUACGAACAUUCGAAAUUCUGUUCAGUUAUUAAUAGUAGUAGCGUCAUUUAUAAUGGAACUACUCAGAGUAUUAAAAACUAUGAUUUCGCUCCACAUAUGACAUUGAGUGUGUUAAUUACCUUAAUGAAUAGAUCAGCUGUUCUAGUAUUUAAUGGUGAAAUGUUUGAAUCCAAACAAGCGAUGAAAGCUUAUUACCAUCUUUUACAUGUAUUAAUGCAUUUUACUAAUAUUUAUCCUGAAUUAGAAGAUAAAAUUAAUACAACUAUAAAAUAUUUCUUAAGAGAAUUACCUGGUCGUAAUAAAAGAGUAGUACUCGAUAUUGGUGAAUUUCUUAUACAAAUUGGAUUCAACGAAAAACUUACUCAGAACUUGUUAGAUGUACAAAUCGAAGAUUUUCUGGACACAUUUCAAUCGAGAAAAGUAUCGUAUCAUCUGUGA